Messenger RNA from Sardina pilchardus (European sardine), 3961 nucleotides. Its product is annotated as major histocompatibility complex class I-related gene protein-like. The transcript is spliced from 8 exons. Gene Ontology annotation, cellular component: external side of plasma membrane. Gene Ontology annotation, biological process: immune response. Bases 61 to 1032 code for a protein of 323 amino acids. The record is from RefSeq and is a predicted model, not a curated record. NCBI's taxonomy places the organism in Eukaryota, Metazoa, Chordata, Actinopteri, Clupeiformes, Clupeidae.
UGUAGACCAAGGUCCUUAUAGCCAGUCUUCCACGGGCAGCUUGACAGCUCUGGAGUCCAAAUGGCUGCUCUAGUAUUGGCUAUUCUUCUUUUCAAAUGUUUUCUUUUCACUUGGGCUGAAAUCCAUAACCUGUUUCGGCAUUGCACAGCCAUGUCAGGAAUUAACAACUUCCCGGAUUACGUGCAGCGUCAAGUUGUUGACGGUCAAUACUGUAGCAAUUAUAGCAGUGCCAUGCAGAGGAACGUCCCAAAGAAUAUAUGCUUUAACGACAGUCUGAGUCCAAACUACUGGGAUACUAGCACUAAGGAAUCAGUGAUGAUGGAGAAUGGAAUCACCGAGUACUUUACAUUAAUAAAAAAGGACCGAAAUGAAACUGUGGGAGUACAUGUAUUCCAGGCGAUUCACUACUGUUGGUGGAAUGAUAAGACUAAUGAAACAGGUUACUUUGUAACACGUGCAUACGAUGGAGUUGCCCUUAUUGGACUAAUGGCUCAUGCACCAAAAGGAUUAUCCGGUGAAGAUGAGUUCCAGCGUAAAGAGAAGUGCUAUAGAGAGCUAAACUAUUAUGUUACGUAUGCGAAAAAAUGCUUGGAACUGACAGUCGCCCCAGAUGUCUCUCUGUUCUUGAGCUACUCUUCCAGCUCUUCAGCGGUGUGCCACGGUACAGGUUUCUAUCCUAACGGAGUGAACAUCACUUGGAAGAGAGAUGGACAGGUGAUGGAGAAUGUGAACUCCACACUGCCCAAUGGGGAUGGAACCUUCCAGAGCAGAGCCGUGAUCACUGUGUCACCUGAGGAGAGGAGGAAGAGCCGGUACACCUGUGAGGUGGCACACGAGAGUGGACUCAUCAUCAAGACCCUGCCUGAGGAAGAGGGUUCUGGGAUUGUGAUUGGGUCUGUGAUUUUGGUUUUUUUGCUUCUGAUUGGGGCAUUAAAUGUGGCAUUCUUUUGCAAAAGAAUGAGGACCCAAAAUGAGACUGAACUUGCACCACAGAGACAAGAGACCAAGAUGCUGCCUCUAGAGGCUGUGUGAAGUUCUCAGAUCUGAAUGGAUCUGAUCGACCUCUGCUGGCACAGCCUAACAAUGUUCCAAGGUACAACGCGGUUGAGUAAACCUAACCUGAUCUGGAUUUCGCCCUGCAGCUCAGGCUGGAAACCUGCACAUCUAUCUCUCCUGCUUCCUGUCCACGUUUGCUGGGUCCAAUUACAAACAGGCUUAUCCACAAGGCAUACUCAAAUCGUUUGUCUGAUUGGUUGAAGGACAAUCCAAGUAGCCUGGCACGCCCUCCCAGUGACGUAGCCUAACACCUUCGGCGUUGCUGUCGCUGGUCUGGCCAACUGCUCAUCGGGCAGGAUUUCUGAAUUCCGGAAAACUGCGGAACUGCCCCCUUUGGUCGAGAACCAAUCAACUUUGAGCAGCUCCAACGGCUCUGGGUAGAGACGUGUUCAAGGCAUGUCAUUAGUUUAAACUCGGCAAACCCCUUUCUGACUUCGACCAGUAGCAAAUCGAGGCACUUAAAGGAGGCGGGUCAACCAAGCGCUUGGGGGCAGCCGUGGUGUACUGGUUAGCGCAUCGGGCUUGUAACCGGAGGGUUGUCGGUUCGAUCCCCGACCAGUCCACUACGGCUGAAGUGCCAAUGAGCAAGGCACCUAACCCCUCACUGCUCCCCGAGCGCCGCUGGUUGGGCAGGCAGCUCACUGCUCUGGGUUGUGUGAUUCACCUCACUGUGUGUUCACUGUGUGCUGUGUGUUCACUAAUUCGGCUAAAUUGGGUUAAAUGCAGAGAACUGAAUUUCCCUCACGGGAUCAAAAAAAGUAUAUAUUAUUAUUAUUAGAAACCGUUCAACACAGGCUCUUGGUCAGACUAAAGUCUCGCAGAGCCUUUCAAGUCGAUGGCAAUCAGGCUACAAUCCAAGUGUCAUUUGAACUAUGUCCAUUGAUCACGCCUCUUGUGCAGUAGAAAUAAAGUGCAGACUCCCCAAACUAAUGUUCAAUCUUAAAAGAUUGAGCUUAGUAUGGUGAUUGCCAGACUAAGGUUUCCCUGUAAUAGCCUACAUGGGAGUUAGUCUGGGAGAGAGGCCAGAAUCCUGGUUUUGUCAGUUAGCAUUUUUUUUCUUUGCUGUUUCUUGCUACUCAAUAAGAAUUGGGAGGGUGCCUGGUGAUAUCCCUUGGGCGAUUCCUGAUAUUCAGCCGCACAGUUGUCCAUAUCACUUCAACCUCAUGUGCCCUUUGUUUGGGGCGGUGCGGUGGUGGUAUAGUUCUUAAGGCGCUGGCUCAGGGCUUGCAUGCAGUAGCCAGAAACAGUGGGGUUCAACUCUUGGCUUCCACUGUUGUGCCCUUGAGCAAGAAUUCUAUUGAUUCCCAUUUCUACAUUCUAUUACAAUAUGCUGGAGUGAGAUUGAACAUUAGCUAUUGGGUACCCAAGGUUAUGGGGUCCAAGGCCUUGAUCAUGGGAUGAUUCAUGGCAUAAUGCUCCCUCAGUAUUUUUUCUAUAGCAUAUGACAUUUACAGUCCUGUAGCACUUGACCAUUCAAGUUCCUGAACUUAGCUCCUUCUUUUGUCAGCUUUUGGACCCUUUCGGCUCCCUCAGUCGACAUUCUCCAACUUCAGAGAUGUCCUGAGGGAAAAGAGAAUAGUUGGAUCGGACACUUUUAAGUUAGCUAUAAUGUGGAAUACUACUGUGACAAAAAGUAGAAAUGGGUUUGCAUUUCAUGCUGUCCUCCCAACAGGGCAAUAAUAUGGAAGGUUUUUUUUUACGGAAACAUCGCUAUUUAGGCCAAUUUUAAGAGCUUAUAGCAUGGGCUCUACUUUUUUUUUAUGUUUUGAGGUUGUUCCAGUUGCUGUAAAAUCCAAAUCUCUAUGUUUCAAUCAACAGGACAUCAAUGAUGCUGGGUAGGACAGUAAUUCCAGUAAUAUUUAAAAAAAAAAAACACUGAAAUGGAAAAUUCAUAUUACAUUAAAGGAGUCCUAGAAUUCAAAACCACAUUCACCUUGUUCCUGUUGAAUUUAGGCUGCGAGCAGUGUCCAAAGGACAACACCAAAGACUUUUCCGCGUCCCCCGCCUGCUUUCGUAUGCAAAUUGGGAAAUAGAAACAGCCGUGUUGAAAUGCUCCAAUCUGAACAGAGCUCAGAUAACACGUAAUAGGGGCCCAUCCCCCUUUAGAUACACCCCCUCUCAUUUGCAUACCUUCGAUUAAUAAUUCUUGUUAAACUGCUCUUACGAUGCUAGUAUCUAGAUAUGUGGUCUAUGGCAGAGACGUUGUAAUGCUAGCGUUAUUACAGCUAACUUUGGAGAGUUACUAUACUAAGAAAUGUACUGAUAAAACUUACCAAUCUAACACAUUCAUUCUGUUGGGGAAUCUGCUGCACUUCAUCUUCAUCAGAUCCUUCCUCUGACUCGGUUUAUACAUGUACGGCUGUAUUCCUUAUUUAAAUCCAUUGCUGAUAGCUUUAUCAAAGACUUUGGCUUUAUUUACCAGCAGUAAACAUAGUUUCACUUUGCUCUAGCUUCAGACCGGUGGAUUGAGCCAAUCAACUUUCAGGACAUAUCGGCCAAUAGACCAAUCAGCGCGCAUCUCAUUUGAAUAUUCAUGAACUUGCUGAGUGGGCGGGAAAAACAAACUGUUUCAUUGCAAGGCUUAUUUAUGACCUUGUAUUAGGCGAUCUAGCAGUGCUCCUGGGGCGUUUUCAGCCCCACAAAUUUACAUAUGACAUUAUUUAGGCUGAAAGAUCAAUUUGUAAUGGUCAAAAAAUGCGUUCUAUGACUCCUUUAAUGAAAUAAGAUGCCAGGCUGAAAGUUUCCUUUAGUUUUAAGAUAUAGGGGACCGUUGAAACAGUCAUCUGAAUUUCCACCUAACCAGUCACUGGUCAUUCAAUGUGCUUUACUUUAACACAAGCAAACAGCUAGAAUAAGCAUAGAAGGGCAAUAGUCAAAUAAUAGUUUUAAAAGUAAAGAUUAAAAA